Molecule: messenger RNA, 1406 nt
Organism: Theobroma cacao (cacao)
Lineage: Eukaryota; Viridiplantae; Streptophyta; Magnoliopsida; Malvales; Malvaceae
Gene: CCB4
Product: cofactor assembly of complex C
Biological process (GO): cytochrome b6f complex assembly
Cellular component (GO): chloroplast
Source: RefSeq, a predicted model, not a curated record
UAUUUUUAUUUUUUUGUAAUUUAUUAGGAGUAAUUUAUUUUCAAUGGAAGCGGGAACGAUCCUCCACAUCGGCAUUCAAUGGACCCCCAGGCACCCUCAUCCUCCUCUUCCUAAUUUCCCGCGCUUUGUUAGGGCUUCUUCUAUUCAACGGGGAAGUGACAAAGGACCAAAGCCAAGCCGGGAUUGGAUCGCCCAUUGGGUCUCUAAGAAGGACGAAGCAGUCCGGAGCUUGCCAAUUUACGUCGGGGGAGCGUCUUUGUUAACCGUUCUCUUUAACCGUGCCGUCUCAGGGAUUGCUCCCGUUGCCGAUGCCAGCAGUUCACAGUCUAGAGCAGAUCUAUUAACACUUGGUUUGGCUGUGACCAGUAUAUUAACUGGACUAGUAUGGUUAUCAAUCCAACCAAAAUCUAUCACUCCGGUAGACCCUCAAGGAGUGGAAUGCCAAGUAUUUUAUUCUCAACUUUCUGAAUGGGUUGUUUCUGAGAUAUUUUGGGCUUGGGAAUCUCUUUCAACCAUAACAUGCUGUAGGUCUCUAGUUAUUAUUUAUGACUGCAAAUGCAUUGUUCAAAUUGGUGCGGCAGCUAAAUCGCCUAAUGAUGGUGAACCCGUCAUUGUCGAUGCUGCAAAAUUGAUGCAGGGAUCACUUUGUAUAGGUGUUUUGAAGUCUGGAGCACAGAGAUACUUAGCCAACCUGUCCCCUUACCCUGGGAGGUCUGAGCUGCCAUUUUUGCCUUCAAAUACGCAGGCAGUGAUCUUGCAACCACUGGGUGAUAAAGGCAUUGCGAUUCUUGGUGGGGACACAAUCAGGGGUUUCACAACUUCUGACCAGGCAUGGAUUACUUUCAUUGGAGAGAAAUUGGAUGCAACACUUGCAAAAUUCAUGAGUGACAUGCCAACAGUGGUGCAAGAGUGAAUUUGAAACAAGAUUAUGAGCAUUUAUCUAUUGUUCAUAACAUUACUGCAGCCUUCAUUUAAGGUUUCCCAGGUAGUGAUGCUCCUUGGAACUGAGGGCAGAAGAUAUUAGGAUGCAGGCCCAUUCAUUCUGCCAAUUAGUAAUUCAAUUUUGCUCAGGCCUCUAAAAUAUUUCUAUUGCCUAUUUCUGACGCGUGCAUUGAAACAUUUUUGGACUUGCUUGUUGAAAAGUUCUUAUUUAAACAAAAACAAUUCCAAACCUAGUAUUUCCUUAUAACGGUUCUGUUAUAUGCCAGGAUGCUACAAAACCUGCAAUGGCAUAUUUUUUAGCUGUAGGGAAUGUGCGUGUAGGGCUGUGCAUGAAAAGUAUAUCAUGCUUAUAUUUUGUAAUAGGCUAAGCUUCCAAAUUGCUAGUUCAAUUUUCCAGCUUUAGGAAGCUCCUAGUGAACGAGUUGCAAUUAUAUGUAAUAUAUAGAGGAUGGAGUUAUUUUAUA